AUGUUGGGGUGUUCGCGCGUGUUUCGGCGUCUAUACUCUUUCAAGACCCAGUACGAGCGGGUAGCGCAAUGUCCUGGCCCUGCAGUGGACACUGGGUGUACGCACUGCGAGCUGCCCAAGUUCCCAGCAAAUAAGCAAAUCGACUACGAUCGGCCUUUAUCCAAGACGAAGGCAAACCCAUGGAAACACAUUCUUGUGCUCUCUGGCGAUCCAGACUACAGGAACUGGCCCAGUAGGUUUGAGACCGCGCCUGGAACGGUGAUUUCUGAGAUACAGGCACAUAAACGGCAGAUCAUCGAUAUGUUCCACCCGGUGUUGACUAGCAUGACUUCUUUGCAAGAGAAGCCGGCCACACAAGACAAUGUCGUUUUUGGAAUAUACCCUGAUGGACUAAGAGUUGAAGUUCCCCGGGAUAAAGUGGAAGAGUUUAUGAUCGGAUAUUUAAGUACGAUACCCGAAAAUCUAGAUGAAGCCGAUUCCAAAGAGAUGGAAACGCUCCAGAACAGUUUCCGGGCGCAGUUUGCGAGUCGGCCUUUGGAAAACGACCUGGUUCUUAUCUGCGGUCAUUUAAAACGGGAUGUCAGGUGCGGGGAGCUAGCUCCGCUGAUAAAGAGCGAAUUUGAAAAAGUUAUUCAAUUGCAGGGAGUUGGCAAUACCCAGAUAGGAAUAGUGUCACAUAUUGGAGGACACAUUUACGCGGGGAACGUGUUGAUAUUUAAGCGGAACGGUGACGUGAUCUGGUACGGGCGCGUGCUGCCGGAGCAUGUGCAAGGAAUUGUGAAGCUGACCCUUGUGGAAAACAAGAUAAUUGAGGAGCUGUACAGAGGAUAA
Messenger RNA from Ogataea philodendri, 831 nucleotides. RefSeq lists its product as uncharacterized. Lineage: Eukaryota; Fungi; Ascomycota; Pichiomycetes; Pichiales; Pichiaceae. The coding region runs from base 1 to 831 and encodes 276 amino acids. The transcript has a single exon. The record is from RefSeq and is a predicted model, not a curated record.